UCAGCUUCUGAAUCAGUUUGAGAAACAAAACCUGCAGAAAGUAGCUGAGUCCCCCCACCCCUGACUACACUGACAUGGCUUCAAUGAGCAUGACAGCCUCUCUCCUGCCGACCUCAAGCACAACUGUGACUAGAUUUCCUUCCGCAACUGUACGCAGAGGGCUGAUUGUGGCCAAGGCAUCAAGAACCGAUAAUGGACAGGAGGCCACCAGGGAACUGAAGCAAGAGGGCAGCAAUGGGAGGAGGGAGUUGAUUUUUGCAGCUGCAACUGCUGCUGCUUGCUCCGUUGCAAACAUUGCCAUGGGUGAAGAGCCAAGGCCUGGGACCCCGGAAGCUAAGAAAAAGUAUGCUCCUAUUUGUGUGACAAUGCCUACAGCUAGAAUCUGCCGCAAGUGAGAAUCUGAUGUUCUCUAAAUUUAAUGUUGAUUUUAAUGUGAGAUUCAUGUGGGAACUUGUAGGUGUAUAAUUUUAUUGGAGAUUCCUUGUUAUAUUCCUCUUCUUAGACUUCUACAUUCAACAAAUAGUUAUGAUCUUAAUUAUACCUUUCGGAUUGAAAGUAAUUUGUGGGAAAUGAACGAUCAAUUCAUAUUCAUGGCAAGAAGGUAGAGAUGCAUGGUACCUGAUGCCAUUAAAAUUGUGAAGAAACUCUAGUUCGAAGGGUAGAGCAAUAAUCCCAAAAUGAAUGAUUUGGAAUUUAGAAAUGUGGAGUUUUGAGUCAUAUAGCUUGUAAACUAAUCCCAUGUUUGUAUUCUAUGAUGUUGAUCAAUCACUGCCAAUUUAAUGGAUGUUGUAUCAUAUUUUGCA
Molecule: messenger RNA, 803 nt
Organism: Durio zibethinus
Lineage: Eukaryota; Viridiplantae; Streptophyta; Magnoliopsida; Malvales; Malvaceae
Product: photosystem II 5 kDa protein, chloroplastic-like
Source: RefSeq, a predicted model, not a curated record